Aegilops tauschii subsp. strangulata is the source of this 1347-nucleotide messenger RNA. The record is from RefSeq and is a predicted model, not a curated record. Lineage: Eukaryota; Viridiplantae; Streptophyta; Magnoliopsida; Poales; Poaceae.
AUGCAGGAAGAGUUCAACGCUCUUCAGCGGAACCAUACCUGGACACUGGUUCACUGGCCUCCUCGCGCCAACGUCAUCAGCGGCAAGUGGGUUUUUCGUCAUAAGACCCGCUCGGAUGGCACACUUGAGCGUUAUAAGGCUCGCUGGGUGGUUCGUGGUUUUCGGCAGCGUGCUGGAGUUAACUUCACAGAGACGUUUGCACCGGUUGUCAAACCGGGCACGAUCUGCACCGUCCUUCAGCUGGCGGUCUCUCGUGGUUGUCAUGUUCAUCAGAUGGAUGUCUCCAACGCCUUUCUUCAUGGACACCUUGAGGAGCAGGUUUACUGUGAGCAACCCACUGGUUUCGUCGACGCCUCUCAUCCUGGCCAUGUGUGCUUGUUGUCCCGGUCUCUCUAUGGCCUCAAGCAAGCACCUCGCGCAUGGUACCAGCGCAUCACCGGUUUUCUUCAGAUACUGGGCUUCUACGUCACCCACUCGGAUGCCUCAUUGUUUGUCUAUCACCACGGCUACACGACUGCUUACUUGCUGCUCUACGUCGACGACAUCAUCCUGACGGCCUCCUCUAUAGACCUCAUCCAGCAGAUCACUCUCCGGCUGCGUGACGAGUUUGCCAUCAAGGAUUUGGGCGCUCUCCAUUAUCUCCUUGGCAUUGAGGUCGUUCGGCGACCCGACGGCUUCUUUCUUCAUCAGCAGAAGUAUGCGCAUGAGCUACUUGAGUGUGUCGGCAUGCUCAAUUGUCAUCCUGUCGCUACUCCUGUUGACACGGAGGCCAAGCUUACUGCUCUCGAGGGCUCGCUCGCGUCGGAUGCUCCAUUCUACCGGUCCAUCGUUGGUGCUCUCCAGUAUCUGACACUCACCCGCCCAGAUCUGCAGUAUGCUGUCCAGCAGGUCUGUCUCCAUAUGCACACCCCUCGUGACUCACAUUGGACACUCGUGAAACGGAUUCUCCGAUACAUCCGUGGCACGAUGUCCCUUGGACUCACUCUCACGGCGUCCACCUCUCUGGAUAUGGUGGCCUAUUCUGAUGCUGAUUGGGAUGGCUGCCCUGACACACGACGCUCCACUUCUAGCUACUGCGUCUAUCUCGGUCUCUUCAUCGUCUCGUGGUCGUCCAAGCGACAACCCACAGGUUCGCGCUCCAGCGCGGAGGCUGAGUACCGAGCAGUGGCUAACGCAGUUGCCGAGUGCACCUGGCUACGACAGCUACUCCAGGAGUUGCAUCACGACGUCUCACGGGCCAUGGUUGUCUACUGUGACAACGUCUCUGCAGUGUAUCUUUCCGCCAACCCCGUUCAUCAUCGCCGGACAAAGCACAUCGAGCUGGACAUUCACUUUGUGCGCGAAUAG